Messenger RNA from Ctenopharyngodon idella (grass carp), 2421 nucleotides. RefSeq names its product B-cell receptor CD22-like. Lineage: Eukaryota; Metazoa; Chordata; Actinopteri; Cypriniformes; Xenocyprididae. The transcript has 13 exons. The record is from RefSeq and is a predicted model, not a curated record. Bases 232 to 1971 code for a protein of 579 amino acids.
UGAUGUUGGUCAGAAUGGCUCCUGCUCUUCCUCUGAUCUUUCUGCUCAUGAUUCACGUUUCGUUUGGGUUGUUCCUGUGUUGGCAUGGGGCCAGUCACUAAAAUAGACUUUAAAAAGAGGAAGGAAAAAAAAUUGCAAAAACAGCAAAAGAAAGUUUUCAGCUCGCAUUUGCAGUUCACUCUCCUGGAGUCUGUUUGCUGUGUCUGAAACUACAACACGUUUUCUGCAGUGAUGUCACAGAUACCGGCUCCUUCUCUUCUUCUGGUUUUUAUGCUCAUGAUUUCAGGAGUUUGUAGCCAGUGGAGUGUGUGGUACAAUCCUUCACACAUCUGUGCACUAAAGGACUCAUCAGUGAUAAUGAGCUGCACUUAUUCAUACCCUACUGGACAUCAGAUCAGGAAAGUGUUCUGGACCAAAGGUGAUGUAAAAGAGGAUGGAGAGUAUCUAGAUCUGUCUGAGGACCCUGAAUACAGUCAGAGGCUUCAGUAUCUGGGAGAUAAACAGCAGAACUGCACCAUCAGACUGAGUCAUGUGACACUGAAGGAUUCACACGAGUACUAUUUCAGAUUCACCACUGAUAAGGAUGAUGGUAAAUGGAUUGGUGUUCCAGGAGUGACACUUGCUGUCACAGAUCUUCAGGUGGAGUCUCCUGAGAGAGUGACAGAGAGAGAUUCAGUCUGUCUGACAUGUAAAAGCAGCUGUAAUCUGACUGACAGAGCAACAUUCAUCUGGUACAGAAACUCACAGCUAGUAACUACAGGAAUCACUGGAAACCAGCUCAUCCUCGGACGAAUCAGCAGAGAAGAUACAAGCAGAUAUAGCUGUGGUGUAUAUGGGCACAGUUACAGAUCUCCUGCUGUUCAACUCAAUAUCAGAUAUCCUCCAGAGAAUCCAGUGAUCUCCAUCAGUCCAUCUGGUGAAAUAAUGGAGGGAGAUUCAGUGACUCUGAGCUGCAGCAGUGAUUCAAACCCUCCUGCAGAAAUCAACUGGUUUAAAGGAGGAACGUUUGUAGGAUCUGGAAGAAUCUUCAACAUCUCAAAGAUCAGCUCUGAUGACAGUGGAGAAUACAAGUGCAGAUCCAUCAAUUAUUAUGGAGAGAAAUACUCUGAUACUGUGACUCUAAAUGUCAUGUAUCCUCCCAGGAGCGUCUCAGUGUUGAUAAAUGGAUCUGGUGAAAUAGUGUCAGGAGAUUCAGUGACUCUGAUCUGCAGCAGUGAUUCAAACCCUCCUGCAGAAAUCAGCUGGUUUAAAGAAGGAACGUUUGUAGGAUCUGGAAGAAUCUACAGCAUCUCAAAGAUCAGCUCUGAUGACAGUGAAGAAUACAAGUGCAGAUCCAGAAACAAACAUGGAGAGAAAUACUCUGAUACUGUGACUUUAAACAUCAUGUACUCUCCCAGGAACGUCUCAGUGUUGAUAUCUGGAUCUGGUGAAAUAGUGUCAGGAGAUUCAGUGACUCUGAUCUGCAGCAGUGAUUCAAACCCUCCUGCUCUGAACUUCAGCUGGUUUAAGGAGAAUGAAAGCUCAGCUGUUGGAUCUGGACAGAGUUUCAGUGCACUACAGAGUGGACGCUUCUACUGUCAGGCUCACAAUCAACAUGGAUCUCAGAGAUCAGACGCUGUAACUGUCACAGUUUAUCAUGGUGCUGGUAGGAAUGUGAUUGUGAUCGCAGCGACAUCUGGAGGAUUAUUCAUCAUCAUCAUCAUCAUCAUCAUCCUGUUUAUAAUCAGGAGGAAACGAAGGGAUGGUCAAACUGAAGAUCUCACAGUGAAACAGAUCUCUGAUCCCAAUGAAGACACAUAUACAGCUCUUGAUCUCAAGUCCACGACCUCUGACCUGUACGACACACUCACAACGGUUCAUCCCAGAGCUCCUGAAGACUCCUGCAGGACUCUUGAUCCUCAGAGCUUUUCUAAACAUGAGAAUCCAUCAGAACCAAUCCUGAGCUCUGUGGGCGGAGCCACAUAUGAUUGACAGGGAUCAUCAGUGAUGAGUCACACAAGAGUUUCAUUUCUGUAUAGUGUAAGAAACAUAACAGUGGAAUUAAAUGAAAGUUAAAAGCUUGUUAUUGUGUAAAUAUAAAUGUUAAAAUUAAUUCAGCAGAGCAAAACACAAGUGAUGUUCAUCAAACAAGAUAUGCUUUUUCAUUUUAAAACAUUUUCCUGCUUUUAAAUCAAAGUUGAUCAAUUUACCCUGAUGUACUGAACAAAAUCAUAAUUGUGUGCAUUCACAAAGGAAUAUGUUGUUUUUUUGCUCUCAAAGUGCUCAGUAUUAUCAGCUUCUGUUAUUCUGGCUCUUGUGUUCCCUUUAAAUGUUCAGUUUUAUUUGUAAUAUGUGCUUGUACAAACCUAAUGAGCUGCAUUAUUGAUGUAUUGAUCGAUUCCAUUAAAAAAUAUCAAUAUUAAAAUUAUAUUAAUUACAAAA